Molecule: messenger RNA, 1105 nt
Organism: Piliocolobus tephrosceles (Ugandan red Colobus)
Lineage: Eukaryota; Metazoa; Chordata; Mammalia; Primates; Cercopithecidae
Gene: CFAP119
Product: cilia and flagella associated protein 119
Exons: 9
Coding region: 21-1052 (343 amino acids)
Source: RefSeq, a predicted model, not a curated record
CGGCACGGAAGAGCGGCGAGAUGCUCAACCGCAAGACCAGCCACUUUUUGGGAAUGAGGGUGCAGUCGGAGCUUGAACAUCUCUCCGAGCUGCGGCGGGAAGCGGGGAAGGAUCGCAUCUCAGUGCGUGGGUCGGCCGCGCGGACGAGAGCGAGUGUGCGGACCCAGUCGACGGCGAUGGCGGCGGCGGCGGCGGCGGCGGCGGCGGCGGCGGCGGCGGCGAAAGCGGAUGAAGACGCCGGAGCCAACUUGUUCCCGCCGCCGCUGCCCCGACCCCAGAUCUGCAUGUGGAAGUACCUGGACAUCCAUUCCAUGCACCAGCUGGAGAAGACUACCAGUGCUGAGGAGAUGAGGCAGGUGUUGGCUGAGCUGCUGGAGCUAGGGUGUCCUGAGCAGAGCCUGCGGGACGCCAUCACCCUGGACCUCUUCUGCCAUGCGCUCAUCUUCUGCCGCCAGCAGGGCUUCUCACUGGAGCAGACGUCAGCGGCUUGUGCCCUGCUCCAGGAUCUUCACAAGGCUUGUAUUGCAACCCCCUUGGGCAACGUGGAGGAGUGCUACCGCUACUUCACCAGCGUUCUUUUUUGCCAUGGAGUCAGGCGGCCUCCUUUCAGCAUCGACCUCUUCAAAGAGGAACAACUGCUGGCCCUGGAAGACUACGUGGUCAACACUUACUUCCGCCACUUCAAACUCUAUAAAUACGUCUUCACACCCCAGGUGCGGCUGGAUCUGUCUUUGACUUACAUGGGGCUACAGCCACCCAAACUGUGGCCAGAGAGUGAGAUGGAGAAAGAAGAAAGCAAGGAGGUGGAGGAGCAGGCAGUUACCCCGCAGGAAGAGCAACUAGAGACAGUGGCCCCACCAGAGCCGGAGCCAAGCCACGUCCACGUCCUCCGAGCCUACAUCAAGACCCAAGUGAACAAAGAGCUGGAGGAGCUCCAGCGGCUGGUGGAAGAGCAGCUCAAGGCCAGCGAGGAAAGGCUCAGCAGCAAGUUGACUGCACUAGAGCGGCCAUUCCAGCUACCUCUGGGUAAAGGCAAGAGCAAGACCAAGUGACCCCCAGCAUUUUCCCCAAUAAAGGUCUGGGCCAGAAUGGCCCCAUCCCUGCA